Dimorphilus gyrociliatus is the source of this 940-nucleotide messenger RNA. NCBI's taxonomy places the organism in Eukaryota, Metazoa, Annelida, Polychaeta, Dinophilidae. The record is from the annotation of a GenBank genome assembly.
GCAAAGUACCAGUUUAUAUUAGGAUAAGACCAGUCAUUGUAGUCCAUUUCCUUCUUACAUAAUUCCUAACUGAAAGAAAAUGUCUGGCAAAGUCAUAGUCGUUCCAACUGAUGUCGAAUUUGUGCAGCAUCUUAAAAAUGCUGGCAACAAGCUUGUUGUUGUUGAUUUUUUUGCAGAUUGGUCUGGCCCAUGCCGACAAAUCGCACCAAAGUUUGAAGAAUUUGCUGCUAAAUAUACCAAUGCUGUAUUUUUGAAAGUUGAUGUAGAUCAAUGCGAGGAGACAGCUCAAUCUCAAGGUGUUUCUGCAAUGCCCACUUUUGUUUUAUACAAAGUACAAAAAAAAUUGGAUAAAAUGAGUGGUGCUAAUGCUAAUGGACUAGAAGAACUUAUAAAGAAGCAUUAUCAAGCUGAUGACGAUGAUGAUGUACAAGUAAAAGGAUAUGUUGAUUUGUCAACUUUCCUUGAUAAAUCUGGAUGUGUUUGUUUAAAUUCUGACGAUGAACAUACUCUUGAACAUGGGAUGAAUAAAAAAGGCGGAUUCUUACAAUCUGAUUGUGAUGAACAGCUUCUCAUAACGUUGGAAUUUAAUCAGCAAGUAAAGAUUCAUUCUUUGAAAAUUAAUGGACCUCAAGAUAAAGGACCAAAGACACUUCGCAUAUUUAUUAAUCAACCCAAUACUUUAGAUUUUGAUUCUGCGUUGAGAAACAAAUGCACUCAGGAAAUUGAACUAACAAAGGAAGACCUUGAAGAUCAAGCAAUUGUGCCUUUAAAAUUCGUUAAAUUUCAAAACGUGAACAAUUUAACGAUUUUUGUAAAGGAUAACCAAGAAGAUGAUGAUGUUACACAAAUCGAUUUCCUUGGUCUAAUCGGAGCUCCUGUCAAUACUACAAAUAUGGGAGAGUUUAAAAGAGUUGCGGGAAAGAAAGGAGAAAGCCAUUAA